AAGCUGGAAAGUUGUCGUCUUGAAGACCACCGUAAAAAUGAAGAUAGUGGUGUCACCAGUUGGUGAGAAGAGUUGAGGAAUGUAUUCAAAGCGACAGUAGCGAGAUAAAAAAAGAAGGACUUACAAGAACAACGCGAUAGGGGGAAGAGAAAAACAGAGAACAGACACAAACUACAACUACAGGCUGUCAGAAAGUCGUAGCCGGGAGUCCUGUGUUUUUUUACCCAGUCUCCGCGGCAUAACUCCAGAUAAACUCAAACGAAUGAAUGCGGCACCGGCAACAGAAUGAAUAGAUAAACCGCUUUGAUAACACACAUAGCUUAAUCUACAUGAGAAUCAUGUUACCUUCCAUCCAACACAGGCUCGCUCUACGCCGUUUGCCCGCUUCCACCCUGGGAAAACCCGUUUGAUCGAGUGACUGAAUAUGUGGCGCGCGGGAACGCAUAACUCUGCAUCUGCAUCGAGAAUAUAUCCGGAGGACUAUUCUAAGUACAGUCACCCUCCACCUCGUCCGCAUACUGGGGUCUACCUUUCUGGACGCCUGGUGUUUACCCUCAUAAUCUUCCUGUUCUUGGCUCUUCUUCUGCUCGUCCUGAAUGUUGUGCAGGUGAACAGUCUCGGCAAAGUUACCUAUAUUGGAGAUUCCCUGGAUAAUCGCCCUGUGGUACUAGUAUAUGCACAAAAGCUCUACACCGGGUAUCUGGACCAUGUACUCGCUGUUUUUAAUCGCAUUGGAUACCUCAGGGUGGAGUCGGCAGGUCAGAGAUGGGACGUCCUCUGGUCACAUGACUACCCAUUUGCAGUAGAUGAGCUGGAUGAGAGACUGAAGCAGUUAGAACCUCACCAGAAGGUUAACCAUUUCCCUGGGUCAGGCUUCAUAACAAAUAAAGCUAGCCUUGCUGUAUCACAUUUCCCAUUUCAUCCACUGGCAUUUGAAAUACCAAAGGAUAAAAAGAAAUUUCUGAAAGAGGUGGCUAAAAAUCCACAAAAGAUCUGGGUUGAAAAGAGCAAUAUGCAUCGUGGAAUUCACAUCAAGAAACCUCAAGAUAUCAACCUUGAUUCUUCAUCAAGAGAUACUUUUGUUGAAGAGUUUAUUUCAAAUCCUUAUCUUAUUGAUAAAAGGAAAUGUGAUCUGGGUAUUUACACAGUGCUCACAUCAAUUAAUCCUCUGAGGGUCUAUGUCUAUGAAGAUGAGAUCCUGAUUAGGUGUUGUAUACAAGACUACCAUCCCCUUGAUGUAACAAAUGAAAAGCAGUAUGUGGUUGGUGAUGAGUAUACGCAGCCGUGGGAGCUUGACUCCUUGAGAUAUAAGUGGAAAAGGGGGAAAUUCUCUAGAAAACAAAUGCUCUUCACUCAUCUCACCGAAAAUGGCAAGGAUGCAGAUAAGGUUUGGUUGGAUAUAAAAAAUGCUAUAAAGGAGGUUUAUUCCAAAAAGGAGGUUGACAUGAUUGCAGCGUCUCAGUUGUACCGUACGUCACGGAAUUUCUUUGAGAUGGUUCGCUUUGACUUCAUCUUGGAUGAGAAUGCCGGCGUCUGGCUGAUGGAGGUUAACAUGUCGCCAAAUCUUUCGUCUGGGUCCCACAUCGAUAACGCCGUUCUUUACGAACAGGUAAUCUUCAAUCUCUUUGGUUUGGUUGGCGUGGCAAACAAGCUCGGUCACGGUACUAGACUCAGCGCUGCCAAAGAGCGCGAGAUGCAGGUGACUGAUAUGGACAUCAUGACGUCAUUUGAUGCAUGUGCGACUAGAGAAUGCCGAAACAGCUGUAGCCAAGAGAUCUGCGAGCUCUGUCACCCGUGCCUUACGGAGGACCAGAAGGUCACACUCAAGCUCGCACGCCUGGAGCACGUCAAUCGAGGGGGCUUCCGCAGGGUUGUGCCACCGCCCAUGAGUCAAAGUGAAGCUCGUGUCGCCAAGUCUUCUAACGAUGUGAACGGGUCCAACAGGUUCAUGUGGAUAUGGUUCAGACGGAUGUGCUUACGAGACCCUACGUGGUGCCACUAGGUGUUCACGUGAUCAACACAUGGUGCCACUAGGUGUUCACGUGAUCAACACAUGGUGCCACUAGGUGUUCACGUGAUCAACACAUGGUGCAACUAGGUGUUCACGAGACCCACAUGGUGCCACUACGUGGCAUUUAUUAAAACUCCCAUUUGUGCAUAUUCAAUAUUCAAGGCACACGAACUUCUCACAGUAUAAGAAUUAUUUAUAUAUUAUUUUUUAUUUAUUUCAUCUAAACCAACACACACUGGCGAAAAGAAGUUGAUCUUAACUUUUAUUUAAUCAAUGUACUUCAUGGUUAACAUAAAUUAAAUUGACCUAACAAUG
This is a messenger RNA of Nematostella vectensis (starlet sea anemone), 2326 nucleotides long. RefSeq names its product probable tubulin polyglutamylase ttll-15. The record is from RefSeq and is a predicted model, not a curated record. Gene Ontology annotation, biological process: protein modification process. The transcript has 17 exons. The coding region runs from base 425 to 2002 and encodes 525 amino acids. NCBI's taxonomy places the organism in Eukaryota, Metazoa, Cnidaria, Anthozoa, Actiniaria, Edwardsiidae.